AUGUCUACCUCGGUGACCCUGGAUAUCAACAAGGAACUUAGUGUUAGUCAAGGAACGGUAUCUCGGACCGUGGAUAGAGCUGUGAACAGCAUAGUUGCACAGUGGAACGAAUGGAUCAAGUUUCCAACUACCAACCAUGAACUGAUGGAAGUCAAGCGGAUAUGGCAAAGCACGUAUAAAUUUCCGACAACAAUUGGUGUAAUUGAUUGUACACAUAUAGGAAUCCUGAAAGCAAACCACCAUGGAGAUGAGUAUAUCAACCGAAAAGGGAAACCUACUUUAAAUGUGCAAGCCACUUGUGAUUCCAGAGAGAUGUUCACAAGUGUUGAUGUCAGUUGGCCUGGAUCAGUGCAUGAUUCCAGAAUAUGGAGAAAUUCACAGACUAGAUCACAACUAAUAAAUAAAGCAAAUGUUGCACUACUUGGCGAUGACGGUUAUGAUAUGAUUUUACCAAGAACAGAAGCCAAAUGGCAGCAAUGGUACGAAGAAGUUGAAUCAGAUGUAGUGUCUGAGUUAGACAUAAAUGACGCUGCCUCUGAACACAGUUUGCAUGAUACUAAUACGGAGCAAUCCUCGGACUCAGAUGACGAGGAUAUUUGUUUACCUUUAUCUCAUCUGCUUUGA
Messenger RNA from Acanthoscelides obtectus, 624 nucleotides. The record is from the annotation of a GenBank genome assembly. NCBI's taxonomy places the organism in Eukaryota, Metazoa, Arthropoda, Insecta, Coleoptera, Chrysomelidae.